AUUUCAGGGAGCUAAAUCACAUAUCUACCAGAAAAAACCAAAUCGUAAUCAUCACAAAUAUCAUUCCACGGUUACAUGAAGGGAAACUAUCACUCACAACCACACCUGGAUCGCGCUUUUACUUCGACACCGACAUUGAUAUCAUACAACGCUUCCAAAAGAGGAAUAAACUGCUAUACUAAGCUUGAAGCCAUAACUCCACAUGGGAUGAACAACAAGACAUCAAACGACACCGGUCAACUGUUUUAAAAUUUAAAUUAUUGCUUUCUACGUCAAUUAAAAAUGUCCACUCAUAUACUCUUUUAUCCUAAAAAAAUUGUUUGCUCAACCUAAUAUAUUAUUCAAAUUUACUAUAUGGUUCAUUCUACAAUACACAAAAAAUAACUUCCAAUUUCUAGAACUUAAAAAUACCAAAAAUUAAAAGUUUACUUCAAUUGAACAUGUUAUCCGCGCGUAGCGCGGACCCGGCUCUAGUUAUAAUAAAGGGAAAAUUGGAAAAAUGGGACACUUUGAACUUUUAUUUGUCACAAUAGGAUUUCUGAUAUUUUGGACAAUUCUGGACAUAUUUUACCCUUUUUUAAUAGAAAAAAUAGUAAACUGAAUUUUAAAAAUGUUAAAAAAUAUCAAAACUAUUGGAAACAUAAGUAUGACAAUAUAUAUGUUUAAAUUGUUUUUUUUUUUAAAAUGAAUCAUAUUUUAUUUCAUCUUCUAGCUACAGUUAUAAUACUCAUUCUGGUCAUCUACUUAGUCUAGAAUUCGGCUACUAAUGUUUAUACAUAGAUAUAUCUUUGGUAUACAACGUAACCUAUCUUUUCUUAUAUAUUCUAACCAAAGCUAGGUUACGUUACGUUAUAAUCAAGAAAGAUAUCUUUCUUAUACCUUUAGCUUGGUUACGACAUGUAGCCACAAUGCGUUGAUAUACCCUAUCUAUAUUUGGAGCCAUGAUGUGGUCUGCCUUUUACCUUAUGUGGCGCCUAGGGAAGAAUAUGUUUCACAUCUACUCUACUGUGUUCUGACUUACAUAGGUUAUACAUUCUACAGGAAAUCCGAAAAAUAUGGAAACUUCCAUAAUCGGUUAAAGAUGUUUCCUAAAUCUAAACUAAAUCUUCCCUAAAUAUCUCCAAGAAUAUUUUCUCCCACGUUUUUCUCCUUCUCCCACGAUCUUUUGUCGUCGUUCUUUGUGUUUCUCUCUUCUUCAUCGACAUAAUCAUCUCUCUUUUCUCUAUCAAUACAACAUGGUUCUAAUCUAUGUCAAAUCGGGUGAAUGGAUGUGUAGUCGCGGUGAUGACUGGAGUUUCGUGGUAGACAAAGAAAGGCGUGGUCGAAUGGUAACAUUAGCAACUACUACUACGUUGAAGCAGCUCAAGAUAAUGGUGUGUGAGGAUUAUGGGGUGGACCAUAAUGCCAUUAAUGCCGAGUUCAGUUAUUCGUUGUUGAAUCAAAAAGGGAAUCCUCCUAUUAUUAUCACCAAUGAUCGGCAAGCAUCUAAUUUUGUGGGCUAUGCAAAGAGGGAAUCGUCUACUACCUUGUGUGUGAUGUUCUCUGUUUCCGGUGUAAAUCAAAAGGAACGAGUCAAUAUCGAUUUGAAUAAGGAGCCUUGCGAUUCAAGUAAUGUUGAGGAUGAAGAAGUUCCUGAGAUAAAUCGAGCAGAGUUUGUCAAGCCGUCAAAGGAGUCUUUUGUUAAAAGAACGAAUCAUGUCGCUGCAGAUGGUUGCGGUCCUUUAAGGAGUGAAAACAUUGAACUUUUUCAAAACAAUGGAGACAGUGAUAAGGAUGGUCGAGCUUGGAGAGGAGACUUCGUGAAGAAGGAUCAAAUUUUCACAAGUAAAGGGGUUCUGAAGGCAACAAUGGAAAUUUUAGCGAUGAAGAAUAAUUUCGAUUACACUGUUAUCAAAUCCACGAGAAAAUGGUGGUAUAUUCGAUGUAAAGAUGCAUUGUGCAACUGGACUGUGCGUGCAGAAGGAAUAGAUGGGUCUACAUAUUUCAUGAUCAACCAAUGUGAUGGAAGACAUUCAUGUGCUCCUUCAAAGAAAAGGAAAUUCGGAAAAACAGCAUCAGCAAGAACAAUUGGGACUCUGAUACAACAUCGAUUUGAUGAUGCAAACGAUGGCCCAAAACCGAAUGACAUCAUUCAAUUUAUGAGAAUGGAGCAUAGUUGUGAGAUUACUUAUUGGCACGCUUGGGAAGCUCGUGAGUUUGCUAUUGCAGCUGCUAGAGGUAUACCAGAUCGCAGUUACUCUAAAAUACCAGCAUAUCUGCAUAUGAUUAAAGAAGCAAAUCCUGGUACGCAUACUCACUAUGAAACUAAUGAGAAGGGAAGAUUCAUGUAUCUAUUUAUGUCAUUUGGGCAAUCAGUUAGAGGAUUCUACAAUGCAAUGCGAAGGGUGAUUGUUGUUGACGGAACUUUUCUGAAAAAUAAAUACAAAGGGACACUUCUUGUUGCUACUGCUGUAGAUGGUAACUCUAAUUUGUAUCCGAUUGCAUUUGGGGUUGUUGAUUCAGAGAAUGACGAUUCUUGGGGGUGGUUCUUCAGACAGUUGAAAGUGGUUAUUGCUGAUUGUCAAGACCUAGCUUUUGUCUCAGAUAGAAAUGCGUCUAUUUCUAAAGCUAUUGGGACUGUCUACCCUCGAUCAGCACAUGGAAUUUGCAUUCAUCACUUAUUGACCAAUGUGGUCUCAUUUUUCAAGACAAAAGGAUUGACUGCGUUGGUAGAAAAGGCUUCACGGGCAUAUAGAUACACUGAAUUUCAAGAACGUAUCACCGAAAUUUUUGAUAUGAGUCCUGAGCUUGGAAGAUAUCUACGGGAGGCUGAUGUGCGCAAAUGGGCUCGUUCUCUCUUCCCUGGUUCCAGGUAUGACAUUAGGACCACGAACCCUGCAGAGUCUAUAAAUUCAGUUCUUAGAAUACCUAGAGAAUAUCCGGUUAUUCCUUUGCUUGAUAGUAUAAGAGAACUGUUGACUCGAUGGUUCUAUGAGCGUCGCUUGUUAAGCUCAAAGCAUCUAGAUCCUUUAACCGCUAAGGUGGAGAGAAAGAUUGAUAGGAGAAUUGUGAAGGCAAAAGGAUUCCAGGUUUACAAGGUUGACAACUUCAGAUCGGUUGUAAAAGGAGACAUAUAUGAUUGUCAUGUUGAUUUGGAAAGAAGAACAUGCACAUGUGGUAAGUAUGAUAUAGGAAAAAUUCCUUGCCGACACGCCAUUCCUGCAAUUUAUUCACGAGGUAUGGAAGUGCACAGAUUCACUGACGCCUUAUACAGCACUGCAGCGUGGAGAACCGCCUAUGCAGAUUCCAUUAAUCCAAUAGCAGUUGUAGAGUCAGAAUGGAAUGUCCCUGCUGAGGUUAAACUUGCAAAGGUUUUACCACCAAAGACAAGAAAGAGUGCUGGUCGACCAGUAAAGAGAAGGUAUGAAUCAGUAGAAGACAAGAUCGCAUCUUCUCAAGGAUCAAAGAAGAAUAAAAAGCAUAAGUGUAGCCGUUGUGGAACUGAAGGACACAAGAGAGGAACAUGCGAUUUACCCAUCUAGUUUGUUAUGUGUCUGCAUCUGUCUCUGUUUUUUUCUUUAUUGCUUUUGAAACAAUUUGAUCUUCUGUUUAAGAACCUAUUUGACAAUUUGGUAUUUGCUAAACUAUAGAGACAAAUCGAUUUA
Molecule: messenger RNA, 3644 nt
Organism: Brassica rapa (field mustard)
Lineage: Eukaryota; Viridiplantae; Streptophyta; Magnoliopsida; Brassicales; Brassicaceae
Molecular function (GO): zinc ion binding
Source: RefSeq, a predicted model, not a curated record